UGGGGAGCCCCUAACACGACAUCAAUAUCAUGUUCCCUUGCUGAUGUAAUGAGUGAACAGCUGGCAAAAGAGCUGCAGCUCAAAGAAGAAAAUGCUGCUUUUCCUGAAGUGGUUGCUGUUGCUGAAGGACCGUUUAUUACAGGAGAAAAUAUUGACACUUCUAGUGACCUAAUGCUAGCUCAGAUGCUGCAGAUGGAAUUUGACAGGGAAUAUGACGCACAGCUUCGUCGUGAAGAGAAGAAGAUCAAUGGAGAUAGCAAAGUCUCCAUAUCCUUUGAAAAUUAUCGGAAGGUGCAUCCCUAUGACAGCGACAGCUCAGAGGACGAGGUUGAUUGGCAGGAUACCCGUCAUGAUCCUUAUAGAGCAGAUAAACCCACUACUACACCAAGAAGGGGCUUUAUAGGAAAAGGAAAAGACAUUACCACUAAACAUGAUGAAGUGGUAUGUGGAAGGAAGAACACAGCUCGCAUGGAAAAUUUUGCACCUGAGUUCCAAGUUGGGGAUGGAAUUGGGAUGGACUUAAAGCUGUCAAAUCAAGUCUUCAAUGCCUUAAAGCAACACGCGUACUCUGAGGAACGUCGAAGUGCAAGGCUCCAUGAAAAGAAGGAGCACUCCACUGCAGAGAAAGCAGUGGAUCCCAAAACACGUUUACUUCUGUACAAGAUGGUCAAUGCUGGGAUGCUGGAGACCAUCACAGGCUGCAUCAGCACAGGAAAGGAAUCUGUUGUUUUUCAUGCUUAUGGAGGAAUUGCAACUGAAGAUAAAGUUAUACCUCCAGAAUGUGCCAUCAAAGUGUUUAAAACGACUCUGAAUGAAUUCAAGAACCGUGACAAAUACAUUAAGGAUGACUACAGAUUUAAAGAUCGCUUCAGUAAAUUGAAUCCCCGAAAGGUUAUUCGUAUGUGGGCUGAGAAAGAAAUGCAUAACUUAACAAGAAUGCAAAAUGCAGGAAUUCCUUGUCCUCAAGUGGUUAUCCUUAAGAAACAUAUUUUGGUUAUGUCUUUCAUUGGCCAGGAUCAAGUUCCAGCUCCUAAACUAAAGGAUGUAACACUUAGUAGUGAAGAUAUGAAAAAGGCCUACUAUCAGGUUUUUAAUAUGAUGCAGCAGUUGUACAAGGAGUGCAACCUGGUCCAUGCAGAUCUGAGUGAAUACAACAUGCUUUGGCAUGAUGGGAAGGUCUGGCUUAUUGAUGUCAGUCAGUCUGUGGAGCCAACACAUCCUCAUGGACUUGAGUUUUUAUUCAGAGACUGUAGGAAUGUUUCACAGUUCUUCCAGAAAGGAGGUGUGGCAGAAGCACUUAAUGAGCGUGAACUCUUCAAUGCUGUCUCAGGUUUAAAUAUCACAGCUGACAAUGAAGUAGACUUCCAAGAAGAGAUUGAAGCUUUGGAGAAGAUGAAUGAAGAUCACGUGCAGAAUCAUGGAAAGAAAUUGUCAAUGUUCUCAAGUGAUGGGGACCCACCUAGAUAUGAUGAAUAGCACUCACUGUAUAGCUGCUAACAAAACAAAACACAUUUACUGCUUCUAACUGUGGUGGUGCAGUGGUAAAUGUCAACUACCAAUGUCAAGAGAGAGGGGUUGACUGGGAAUAUCAAAAUGAAAAAUGCAGCGAGCAUGUGAUGAUGACUCAGUGUUUUUUGUUUGGGGUUUUGGUUUUUUUUUCCAUUAACUUGGCCCACACAUCAGGCUGGCACUGUGAGAAUGGACUGUCACUGCCUCUUUGGAU
This is a messenger RNA of Apaloderma vittatum (bar-tailed trogon), 1723 nucleotides long. It is a transcript of the gene RIOK3, whose product is annotated as RIO kinase 3. Gene Ontology annotation, biological process: maturation of SSU-rRNA; protein phosphorylation. Bases 49 to 1476 code for a protein of 475 amino acids. Lineage: Eukaryota; Metazoa; Chordata; Aves; Trogoniformes; Trogonidae. The record is from RefSeq and is a predicted model, not a curated record. Gene Ontology annotation, cellular component: cytosol; preribosome, small subunit precursor. Gene Ontology annotation, molecular function: protein serine/threonine kinase activity; ATP binding. The transcript is spliced from 12 exons.